Lachancea meyersii CBS 8951 is the source of this 624-nucleotide messenger RNA. Lineage: Eukaryota; Fungi; Ascomycota; Saccharomycetes; Saccharomycetales; Saccharomycetaceae. The record is from the annotation of a GenBank genome assembly.
AUGACAUCUGUAGAUCCUUGGCGUGAGACAACCUCAGGUAACCGCCUCUCGAGACACACUCAGAUAUAUGGCGGCCAAAAAAUUGUAAUGUCAGGAAUGUGCGUUGUGGCGGAGAGCUGCAAACUGUUUGGCAACGUGCAGAUGAGGGAUGAGAGAAGAGAAGCCAUUUCAAUGGGCUUAUUUUGUGUAAUCGACAAGGGCUGUUUGCUUAAGCCCUCUCAGAUAGCUGUCGAUUACGAUAAGUGCGGUAAAAAGCCAGAAAGUAACGCCCUUUAUAGGACUUUAACGAUGGGAUCGUUCGUUUUCAUAGGCAUGAAUUGUGAAGUGCAUUGCCACCGAAUAGGCCGAAGAGUUAUCGUAGGUAGCAACUGUCAAUUAUCUCGAGGCUGCGAAUUGGGUGACGUUGUAGUUGUGGAGCCAAAUGUGACAAUCCCUGAAAUGUGUAAAGUUCCUUCUUACACACGCGUGCGGCAACACGAAAAGUUCCGGGGUGCUGUUCAGUUCACGCCCUUGAGUGGCAGCCUUCGCAAUUGUAUCGAAAAUUGGUGUAGGGAGGCAUAUUUAGGUUUGCCACUGGAUUUAGAAGAGCUGCUAGCAGAUUUGCAGCACGGCAGUUCGAUAUAG